Messenger RNA from Orycteropus afer afer, 951 nucleotides. RefSeq names its product olfactory receptor 56-like. The transcript has a single exon. Gene Ontology annotation, molecular function: G protein-coupled receptor activity; olfactory receptor activity. NCBI's taxonomy places the organism in Eukaryota, Metazoa, Chordata, Mammalia, Tubulidentata, Orycteropodidae. The record is from RefSeq and is a predicted model, not a curated record. Gene Ontology annotation, cellular component: membrane. Gene Ontology annotation, biological process: G protein-coupled receptor signaling pathway. The coding region runs from base 1 to 951 and encodes 316 amino acids.
AUGGCCUGGGUGGGAAACCAGACUCUCAUCUCCCACUUCAUCCUCCUGGGCCUCUUCACUUACUCCCCGCUGCACCUCUUCCUCUUCUCUAUCAUCAUGGUCAUGUUUCUGGUGGCCCUGUCUGGAAAUGGGCUCAUGAUUCUCCUCAUCAAUGUCGACUCUCGCCUCCACAGCCCCAUGUACUUCUUCCUCAGCUGGCUUUCGCUCAUGGAUCUCAUGCUCAUCUCUACCAUUGUGCCACGAAUGGCUGUGGACUUCUUUCUGGGAGGUGGCUCCAUCUCCUUCACAGGCUGUGGGCUCCAGAUCCUCUUCUUCCUCACCCUCCUAGGGGAUGAGUGCUUUCUGCUGGCCUUCAUGGCCUAUGACCGCUAUGUGGCCAUCAGUGACCCACUGAGGUACUCAGUGGUCAUGAGCUGCCGAGUGUGCUGGCUCAUGGUGGCUGGAUCCUGGCUCUUUGGAUUGGUGGAUGGGCUGAUUCAGGCAGUUUUCACCCUCCGCUUCCCCUACUGCGGCUCCCAAGAGAUCGACCACUUUUUCUGUGAGGUUCCUGCUGUGCUCAAGCUGGCCUGUGCUGAUACCUCCCUUUAUGAGACCAUGAUCUAUGUCUGCUGCGUCCUCAUGCUGCUCCUGCCCUUCUCUGUCAUCUCAGCCUCCUACUUGAGGAUCCUGGUGGCUGUACUCCACAUGCGCUCUACCCAAGGCCGUCAGAAGGCCUUUGCUACCUGUUCCUCCCAUAUGGUGGUGGUGUCCCUGUUCUAUGGGGCUGCCAUGAUCACCUACGUGAGGCCUCAGGCUUACCACUCCUCCAGGCAGGACAAGGUGGUCUCUGCUUUCUAUACCAUGAUCACUCCCAUGCUCAAUCCUCUCAUAUACAGUCUGAGGAACAAAGAAGUGACUGGGGCUCUGAGGAAACUCCUGGGAAGGUGUCCUUGUGGGAAGAGACAAGGCUAG